CCUGACUAUUGUCUGGGCGUGGGAAGGAGAGAGACCUUGAUUGCUAUUGCGCUCACGACUGCCAGGGUCAGAAGUCGACGGAAGAGCGUGGCGAUCGACGAUGACUAGGCACUGGCGGAGUGCGCUCGAGUAGCAAUCGUCAGAGGUGGUCAGGGCCAGGGCGAAGCUGUAUAGCUCAGGAGACACGGCGUGGGUAUUCGGCCGAGGCUCAUAGCAACUCGCAGCUCAUGCAGAGGGGGGGACAGGGAUCAGGGCGAGUUCGCUUGCAGCCGGCAAAAUCAAGGUCGUGUUUACCUCGGCAAUGCAAUAUCCUGCAUUAUCGGGCGUAAGCGGGGCCGCCGGCUCUAGUAUCCCAGGCACAGCCAAAGUAAAUUCUCAAAGGUAUGAAGCUGCGCAGCACUGUAUAAGAGGUACCAUAUUGCGAGCUGCAGCAUUCGCACGUCCUCACAAGGAGACCACACUCGCUUCCCUCACAUUGAUCACACAACAGAGUCGCCUUCGGUCUCCUCUCACAGCGGAAGCAUAUAUCCCUUGUCUCAGCUGCCGCUGGUCACAGAGCAAAGCCGCUUUUGACGCCACAAUCGGACAAUCGUACGGACGUAGAAUUGCCAAUCAUCCAGACCAUUUACCGCAUCGUCCUCUGCACUCAUCACAUUCUGCCAAAAUGGUCGUCCAUCGUGCACGAACGCCAGCGUGCUUGUCGCUUCUCAUCCCAUCCCUGCUGCUCCUCUACAUCUGUUUACCAACCGCAACAGCUAUCAAUUGGAUGAGUACCCCCGAGCUCAUCAAGGACCUCACCGUCUAUCAGUCCUUUGUGGCUGCUACUGUUGGACUCCAGCUAUGGGAAUCUAUCAUCAGCUUUCCCUUUGAGUGGCGAUACUUGACUCGACAGCGAAGAUGGAAGCAUGGUAUGGCAGCCUACCUCAUCAUCCGCUACGGCACUUGGGUCCACCUCAUCUGCGUACUCAUCAACAUCCACGCCACCCAUCACAUUGACUGUGAAGCAACCAUGAUCGUCUUGCUCGUAUCCCUCAGUCUGGCCACCCUGGCCACUAGCCUCAUCUUCGUCGUGAGGUGCAUCGCAGUCUGGAAAAGGAACAAGUGCAUCUCCUACGGUCUCGGUGCUCUCUGGCUCGCCACAGCCGCUGUCCACCUCUCCAGUCCUGCAAGACUCAAGUCGCUCUGGAGUCCAACAGGCUGUCAAUCAGUCUUUGUCAGGCCUAUGUGGGAGUACAAUAUGGCCUACGUCACCAUCCAGAUACUCGACACUACCACUUUCGGUCUCAGUGCAUGGCGACUCAGGACCAUGAGGACGCAAGGAUUUGCCAAGGUCCUCUUCGCUCAGGCAUGCGUCUUCAUCGGCAUCACCGCUACCCUCAACUGCGCAUGUAUGGUACUGGCCUACAUCAGCCCCAACCCUGUCCUCACGUACUUCAUCUCGCCCAUUGCUCUGACUGUCUCUGGUGUACUAGCCUGUCGCUCUUUCCGAGACCUUCAAGCUCACGCACAGCGCGCCGGGACCAUCGUCACUGGCUCAGGCCGAGCCUACACGGGAGGUGCCUCAAUCCAGCCACCCAGUCCAGACAGCAGCGUCGCACCUUAUUCUGCAAGCACAAAGGAAGCAUUCGAUCUCGAUGCUGCGAAGGGACGGGCUCUUGGUAGGCGAAGACGAUCGGACUGGCUCACGAGGACAGGCUUCGACGAUGAUGAGGAUCCCAUUGAGCUGCCUACCCUUCCCAUGGCUGCGGCUCACGCUCCCGAUAAUGCUGAUGGCAUUACGCAGCACCCCGGUCGAACUUCAACCCGCCAGCGUCGUACCUCUGCCACUCCUCGAACUAGUUCCAACUUGGAUGCCAAAGGCUCUACCACUGCAUUCCACGGUUUCCUUUUGCCCGAAGAAGAAGAAGAACAUCGCCUCGACGCCCUCGCCGCAAAGCACCAGCAAAGCCUUGCAGCACGACAGAAUGCAGCUCGAUCUAUGACUUCCACUUCUCUGCCUCUUCCUGGGAAUGACGAAAGCGACCACACGAUUCGUGCCCGCAAUGUCGUCGCUUCGGAGCAAACUCAACACGUACCUCAGUUGCAGAGCCCUAGAAAGCAAAACGGCCCACACACGUUCAUCGACAUGCGAGGGAUGCGAACGGAGAACGACAUUGGUCCCGGUCCUGUCCCUCGUCCUGGCACUCGAAAGGCACGCAUCGAUGAUGGUACUCCCAGGAAGGAAAAGCGCACCGUUGAUGGGACUCUCUUCACAGACGAGACGGUCACUACCGCUAGCAAGCCCAACAGUAUCAAGACUCAGCAUAUCCGUGCUGCUGGAGAGUAUGCCUCCCCCAAUGCGGUGAGCGGAUUCAGCUCUAAACGCAGCUCGGGCCUUUCUGGUGACUCGAGUGAUGCGCACGCUAUCGAUAUCGACAGCAUCGAGGACGGAAAGGACUCUCGCUCAGUCGCUGUCGGCAUCACCUGUCAUAGAGAGGUACACAUCGACGGCUGAGACUGGCCAACGUCGACCCUGCAGAUCGAUAGUUACAGCUGCUACGACUCGCUUCCCUUCUUCUCGCAGCAAGCAACACCCUAGUACCUCGCUUCCUGCUCUCUGCUCACUGCCCCGUGCUCUUUCUCUUCCUUUC
Molecule: messenger RNA, 2630 nt
Organism: Microstroma glucosiphilum
Lineage: Eukaryota; Fungi; Basidiomycota; Exobasidiomycetes; Microstromatales; Microstromataceae
Exons: 3
Coding region: 302-2494 (730 amino acids)
Source: RefSeq, a predicted model, not a curated record